Messenger RNA from Andrographis paniculata, 3404 nucleotides. Its product is annotated as homeobox-leucine zipper protein ATHB-14-like. Bases 692 to 3232 code for a protein of 846 amino acids. The record is from RefSeq and is a predicted model, not a curated record. Gene Ontology annotation, molecular function: DNA-binding transcription factor activity; lipid binding; DNA binding. NCBI's taxonomy places the organism in Eukaryota, Viridiplantae, Streptophyta, Magnoliopsida, Lamiales, Acanthaceae. The transcript has 18 exons.
UGCUCCCAUGUUUGUACAAACAUGCUUUUUCUUUCUUCAUUUUUGUAAUAAAUGUGCAUACAAUACAAUUACUACCCACAAACAGCUUUCUCCCUCUCCCUGCAAUAUGAUUGUGCCAAUUGCCUGUCCUCGUUCAAAUCAGCACGCUCGCCUGCUCGCUGUUUUAUUUGCUUGAGGAAUAACUACUGAUGGUUUUCUUCAGCAAAUUUAAAAAAGCUCAGAGAUUGCAGAAUUGUUUGAUAUGUCAGUAGUUCAGGAAUUUGCAUAUUUGAUUACUUUCUUGUGUCAAGUUGUGUGUUCUUUUUCCUUUCUCUCUCUACCCAUUUCAUUUUCUUUGAAAGUCUCGACAUUGGCGUCCUGAGGCAAAAUCCAGGGGACCUCUGUUCAAAUAUCUUUUUUUUUUUUUUUUUUUUUUUUUAAACUCUAACACACAUCCCUCUGUCCUCUGGACCUCUGCCCAACAAACUUACGCCAUAUCUCUCCCUUUCUUGGAGUAAAACUAAAAGUAAUAACGAUAAUUAUAGUACCCCAAAUUCAAAAAAAGGUACAGGAUUGAUGGGUGAGAGAGGAGGCUCUCUGUGAGAGGAGAGCCUACCUGUUCAUGCAAACCAACCACAAGAACAACAGCAUAACUCGCGUCAAAUUCACUAACAGAAAGUUUAAUCUUAGGUCCCUUUGAUUGAUUCUUUCUAUGCACAGAGAGAGCAACAGCAAGCAGCAGCAAAUGGAUGCGAGCAAGUAUGUGAGGUACACACCUGAGCAAGUGGAGGCACUAGAGAGGGUUUAUGCCGACUGCCCAAAGCCAAGCUCUUUGAGGAGGCAACAGCUCAUUAGGGAGUGCCCUAUUCUUGCUAACAUCGAGCCUAAACAAAUCAAAGUUUGGUUUCAAAACCGCAGAUGUCGUGAAAAACAAAGGAAGGAAGCUUCUCGGCUGCAGACUGUUAAUAGGAAGCUGACUGCCAUGAAUAAGCUGCUGAUGGAGGAGAAUGAUCGCCUUCAAAAGCAGGUCUCACAGUUGGUUUACGACAAUGGCUACAUGCGGCAGCAACUGCACACUGCGAGCGCUUCGACCACUGAUACCAGUUGUGAGUCUGCGGUAAUCAGUGGUCAGCAACAACAGCAUAACCCAACACCUCAGCAUCCACAAAGGGAUGCAAAUAGCCCAGCUGGUCUUCUUGCAAUAGCUGAGGAGACACUGACGGAGUUCCUUGGAAAAGCUACUGGAACAGCUGUCGACUGGGUCCAGAUGAUUGGUAUGAAGCCUGGUCCGGAUUCUAUUGGCAUUGUUGCCAUUUCCCGCAACUGUAGAGGGGUAGCAGCACGAGCCUGUGGCCUUGUGAGCCUCGAACCCACUAAGGUUGCUGAAAUACUCAAAGAUCGACUCUCUUGGUUUCGUGACUGUCGUUGCCUUGAUGUAGCAAGUGCAAUCCCUACAGGAAAUGGAGGGACAUUGGAACUCUUAUACAUGCAGAUGUAUGCACCAACAACGUUAGCGCCUGGUCGCGACUUUUGGUUGCUGAGAUACACUACAAGUUUGGAAGACGGCAGUCUAGUGAUCUGUGAGAGAUCUUUAACAUCUAAAAUGGGUGGUCCAACUGGUCCUCCUGCUACUUGCUUUGUGAGAGCUGAAAUGCUCCCAAGUGGCUACUUUAUACGACCUUGCGAGGGUGGGGGAUCCAUUAUCCACAUUGUUGAUCACAUUGACUUGGAUGCUGGCAGUGUUCCUGAAGUAUUGAGGCCACUUUAUGAAUCUUCAAAAAUCCUUGCACAGAAGAUGACUAUGGCUGCUUUGCGCCAGAUACGACAAAUUGCUCAAGAAACUAAUGGAGAGAUUCAGUAUAGUGGUGGUCGCCAACCUGCAGUUCUUAGGGCGUUAAGUCAAAGACUCUGCAGGGGUUUUAAUGAUGCUGUCAAUGGAUUUGUUGACGAUGGCUGGUCGAUAAUGGGCACGGAUGGGGCUGAAGAUGUAACCAUUGCUAUUAACUCAUCUCCAAGCAAGUUUCUCGGGUCCCAAUACAACAACUUGUCCAUGCUUCCAUCAUUUGGGGGAGUUCUUUGCGCACGGGCGUCAAUGCUUCUCCAGAACAUACCUCCUGCUUUACUUGUUCGUUUCCUGAGGGAACAUCGUUCUGAAUGGGCUGAUUACAGCGUCGAUGUUUACUCUUCUGCUUCUCUGAAGGGUAGCCCUUAUGCAGUCCCCUGUGCUAAGCCUGGUGGAUUUCCCAGUAGCCAAGUAAUUUUACCUCUUGCGCAGACUAUCGAACAUGAGGAGUUCCUGGAGGUGGUUCGUUUGGAGGGUCAUGCAUUCUCGCCCGAGGAAAUCGCAUUAUCGAGAGAUAUGUAUCUGUUGCAGCUAUGCAACGGGAUAGACGAAACGGCUUCUGGUGGUUGUGCUCAGCUUGUGUUUGCGCCGAUUGACGAGUCAUUUGGCGACGAUGCUCCUCUGCUGCCAUCCGGUUUCCGCAUUGUACCUUUGGAGCCUAAAUCAGAUGGCCCUUCUGCAAAUCGAACUUUGGAUCUGGCUUCUGCUCUCGAGAUCGGACACAGUGGAAGCUCCGGUAUGCAGAUUCGAGAAGCUGAUGCAGGUAAUCAGAAUUUCAGAUCUGUUCUUACCAUUGCAUUCCAGUUCGCCUUCGAAGACCACUACCGCGACGGUGUUACUGCUAUGGCACUUCAGUAUGUACGAAGUAUAGUCAGCUCUGUCCAAAGGGUUGCCGUUGCAAUAGCCCCGACCCUCCUCGGUUCUCAUAUUCUGCCAAAGUCUCUUCCCAGUUCACCUGAGGCUGUCACACUUGCUCGAUGGAUUUGCCGGAGCUAUAGGGUACAUACCGGUCAAGAACUAUUCCCGGCUGAUUCACCGAUGGCAGACGAUGCAGUUCUCAAGCAACUUUGGCACCACACUGAUGCCAUCAUGUGCUGCUCUGUUAAGACAAAUGCAUCAACUGUUUUCACAUUUGCGAACCAGGCGGGGCUUGACAUGCUGGAGACGACGCUGGUGGCACUUCAGGAUAUAAUGCUUGAGAAGAUACUAGACGAAGCCGGUCGAAAGAUUCUCCUGACGGAAUUCGCCAAGAUCAUGAACCAGGGAUUCGCGUAUUUGCCGGCGGGAGUUUGCGCAUCGAGCAUGGACAGGCCGGUUUCCUAUGAUCAAGUCAUUGCCUGGAAGGUUGUGGAUGAUGAUGAUUCCAAUCACUGCCUGGCUUUCAUGUUCAUGAACUGGUCUUUUGUCUGAACCAUUAUCGUCUUCUUGAAUUUGCACUAAGAUUCAUUCAGCUUUAAGACAAGGAUUUGAUUAUGAGAUAGUGUACUCUUGCUGUUUGUGUUUGCAAUCCUUUCUUUACGAACAAUACAGUCUUGAAGAAUGAUCACGCACUCGAUCUAAUUUUAUUCCUAAUUGCAAAUGA